Messenger RNA from Elaeis guineensis (African oil palm), 2355 nucleotides. RefSeq names its product LRR receptor-like serine/threonine-protein kinase FEI 1. The record is from RefSeq and is a predicted model, not a curated record. Gene Ontology annotation, biological process: protein phosphorylation. Gene Ontology annotation, molecular function: ATP binding; protein binding; protein kinase activity. NCBI's taxonomy places the organism in Eukaryota, Viridiplantae, Streptophyta, Magnoliopsida, Arecales, Arecaceae.
GUGUGCGCCUUCAUAAUUAAAGGACGCUUCCCAUAACACCCACCAUUAAAAGCUCUUCUCUGUUCCUCUUUCCUCUCUCUCUCUCUCACCCCUCUGUUCUAAAUUGCUCAUCUCUACCUCUGGCCACCCCUGCAAGCAAGAAGAGGCCGUGGAGAGGGAGACAAAUGUCUUUGCGGUUUUGGGCUCUCUCUGCAUCGCUUUCCAUCGCUCUUCUGGUCUCUUCCGCUUCGGCCUUGACUCCUGAUGGAGAAGCACUGCUGGAGCUAAAGGCGGCGUUCAAUGACACGAAACGGAUGCUGCGGAGCUGGCGGCGGGCCGACCCAAACCCCUGCGGGUGGACCGGCAUCACCUGCCAUUUCCCCGAUCUCAGAGUUCGGUCCAUAAAUCUACCUUAUAUGCAGCUCGGAGGCAUCAUCUCUCCAAGCAUCGGCAAGCUGCAGAGGCUCCAGAGACUGGCUCUUCAUCAGAACAGCUUGCAUGGACCUGUUCCGGCUGAGAUCAGAAACUGCACUGAACUAAGAGCACUGUAUCUGAGAGCUAAUUACAUACAAGGCAGUAUUCCUCCUGAGAUUGGAGAGCUUACUCAUCUGACCAUCCUGGAUUUGUCGAGCAAUCUGCUGAGGGGAACAAUACCUCCCUCAAUCGGUCGUCUCACCCAUUUGCGUUUUCUAAACUUAUCCACCAACUUCUUUUCUGGUGAAAUUCCAAAUGUUGGAAUACUAGGCACUUUCAGGAAUACCUCGUUUGUUGGAAAUUUAGAACUAUGUGGCUUGCCAAUCCAGAAGCUGUGCCGUCGUUCAAUGGGCUUUCCUGCAGUGCUACCACAUUCAGAUUCUUUUGAUUCACCAGGGAUCCCACAGAUCGCCACAAAAAGAACAACACAUUUUCUUAAUGGGAUUAUAAUAGGUGCUAUGUCUACAAUGGCCCUGGCAUUAGUUGCAGUCCUUGGUUUCCUUUGGAUCUGUUUACUAUCAAGAAAGGGAAAGGUAGAAGGCGAAUACAUAAAAGUGGAUAAACAGUUUGUUCAAGAUAUUGGUACCAAACUUAUCACUUUUCAUGGAAACCUUCCAUAUGUGUCCGGCGAGAUCAUAAAAAAGCUGGAGCUACUUGAUGAAGAGGAUAUUGUUGGAUCAGGUGGAUUUGGUACUGUCUACAAGAUGGUGAUGGAAGAUAAUAAUGUAUUUGCUGUCAAGAGGAUUGAUCGGAACCGUGAUGGAUCUGAUCAGAUUUUUGAGAGGGAACUCGAGAUUCUGGGCAGCAUCAGACACAUCAAUCUUGUUAAUCUGCGAGGCUAUUGUAGGCUCACUUUGGCCAAACUCCUGAUAUAUGAUUAUUUGGCCUUGGGCAGCUUAGACCACUAUCUGCAUGAACAUGGGCAAGAUGAACAACCCUUGAACUGGAACGCACGGAUGAAAAUUGCCCUUGGGUCGGCCAGAGGACUGGCAUAUUUGCACCAUGAUUGCUCUCCUGGGAUAGUGCAUAGAGACAUAAAAUCCAGCAAUAUCCUACUAGAUAGAAGCCUGGAGCCUCAUGUGUCAGAUUUUGGUCUUUCCAAGCUUCUUGUAGAUGAUGAUGCACACAUCACGACAGUUGUGGCUGGUACUUUUGGCUAUUUGGCACCAGAAUACCUGCAAAAUGGACAUGCAACGGAGAAAUCAGAUGUGUAUAGCUUUGGUGUGCUCUUACUAGAGUUAGUCACUGGAAAGAGGCCUACAGAUCCAUCCUUUAUCAAAAGGGGCCUGAAUAUUGUUGGCUGGCUGAACACAUUAUCAGGAGAGCAUCGGUUGGAAGAAAUUGUUGACGAGAAGUGUGGUAAUGUGGAUGUUGAAGCAGUCGAAGCAAUUCUUGAUAUAGCUGCAAUGUGCACCGAAGCAAAUCCAAAUGAUCGCCCUUCUAUGAACAGGGUAUUAAAAAUGCUGGAGGAGGAGAUUAUGUCACCCUGCCUGAGUGAUUUCUAUGAGCCUCACUUGGACAUUUAGGCCGACUCUUCAAAUUUGUGGAGCAGGGUUCUGUAUAUAUACACCACUUGUGAAUCAAGGCCAUUUCCUCCCAUCCCACCUAGGUGAAUUUGUACUUCGGGGGUGUGUUUCUUCUUACCAGAACUGUGGUUAUCCAGCAGGGGAUAUUGUUUGGAGUGCAUGUAUAGAUGAGAAACAUUGUGUAGUAGUCUUCCUGUCUGCUUUCAUUGCAGACCAGUUCAGUUUAUCAAGCUUAGCCUGAUGAAAAAGAAUGGUUCCUUGGUAACAAGAAAUCAGCAGUUUCUUGUUAUGAUGUGACCUUCAAUAUCAGAUACUGGCGGUAUUUUUUCUCAACAAACACAAAUAAUGGUAGGAAGUGCUGUGCCGAGUUCAACCA